GGGAAAGUGGUCGGGAAGGCGCGGGCUCGGGUCGCCGCGGGUGGGACGCGCGAUCGUGAGACGCCGCCGGCCGCGCCGCGCCCACCGCCCCCGCCGCCCCGCGCCCCGCGCCCGGGGCCCCGCCGCCCCCCGCCAUGGGCAACACGAGCAGCGAGCGCGCCGCGCUGGAGCGCCAGGCCGGCCACAAGACGCCCCGCAGGGACAGCGCCGGGGGCGCCAAGGACGGGGACAGGCCCAAGAUCCUGAUGGACAGCCCCGAGGACGCCGACCUCUUCCACCCGGAGGGAGUCAAGGCCCCGGAGAAGGAGGAAUUCCUGGCCUGGCAGCAUGACCUGGAAGUGAACGACAAGGCGCCUGCCCAGGCCCGGCCCACCGUGUUUCGAUGGACGGGAGGUGGGAAGGAAGUCUACUUAUCUGGAUCCUUCAACAACUGGAGCAAGCUGCCCCUCACGAGAAGCCACAACAACUUUGUCGCCAUUCUGGACCUGCCCGAAGGAGAGCACCAGUACAAGUUCUUCGUGGACGGUCAGUGGACGCACGACCCUUCUGAGCCUGUAGUGACCAGCCAGCUGGGCACCGUUAACAACGUCAUCCAGGUGAAGAAAACGGACUUUGAAGUGUUCGAUGCCUUAAUGGUGGAUUCCCAGAAGUGCUCCGAUGUGUCCGCAGAGCUGUCCAGCUCCCCACCGGGCCCCUAUCAUCAGGAGCCCUACGUGUCCAAGCCCGAGGAGCGCUUCAAAGCCCCGCCCAUCCUCCCCCCGCACCUGCUCCAGGUCAUCCUCAACAAGGACACCGGCAUCUCUUGUGACCCAGCUUUACUUCCGGAGCCCAAUCACGUCAUGCUGAACCACCUCUAUGCACUGUCCAUCAAGGAUGGGGUGAUGGUGCUCAGUGCCACCCACCGGUACAAGAAGAAGUACGUCACCACCUUGUUGUACAAGCCCAUAUGAGCGGGCAGCGGACGUGUGCCCCGGGACCCUGCGCCAGCCGGCUCGAGGCGUGCAUGCGUCCCCGGGAGGAAGCGAACUGUUGGUUCUCCCCUCACGCUUUCUAAGACAUUUCAUAUCCGCUCUCGGCCGGCUGGAAGCUUUGUUCCAGACUCGGCAGCUCCUGGCGCAGCUCAGGCCAUUGGGGAUCUCGGCACCCAGGCAGCGGGGGCCUCUCCUGGCUCCCAAGGCCCAGGGCGGAGGAGGGGGAGCAGGAGCCCUGACCCCACGCAGACGGCCUUUGAAGGGGGCACGCGUGGGAAUUUUUUUUUUUUUUCCUGAAACCAAAAAGGAACACUAGCCGAGCUGCUAGUGAAAAUUCUGCCAAACAGGCAGGCUGUACCAAACUUCUAACUGAUGGGCUUUUCUAAGGCCGCUGGCUUGUCCUGCCAUGGCCUGGCCCAGGAGGCCCCGUGAGCAGUGCUCUUGCCUCUUAAAAUCAAAGCAAUAGAUCGUGCCCCCUCUCCGCGCCAGGGGAGUACCAUUUCUAUAGAAAUUAGAUCCGAUUUCCAGGUGAACUUUUACAGAUGUUUCUUACACUUUGGUGCACUCAGUACUUUGUGUCUUGUUUUGUUUUGUUUUUUUAAACACAACUAGAGGUGGUGGGCUGCCACCUAACGCGACCUUUUGAUCGCCCCUUCUAGACUCAAGAUCAUGUCGGCUGCGCUCAGCAAUAAUCUGUUCCUAGAACAGACCUUGAAACCAGUGCCAGAUCUCACCGUCCAGCUGGCUGGCCCUGAGCCUGAGACCGGGUCUCCCGUCCCUUUAUUCUCCCCGUGAUAAGGGGGCAGUUCCCUUGCAGACCUGGGCAGAGCCCCCUUGUCCCCAGUGGGCUUCUGCCACCCUCCUUGGCGGAGAGACCCUGCACUUGCUGCCUGCUCUGAUGUGGGGCGCUGGAUGGCAGCCCCCCCCACCCCCCACCGGGGAGACCCCCCGGACCAAGGCCGCCUCCUUCCCCCUGCCUGGCUGCAGGGCGACCGCACACGGGACAGGCAUGCCUCCCAGCUUCCCGAGAGCAUCGGGUAGAUCUGGGUCGGGGGACCCACUUUUUGUUACUGUUUUCGAAACAUGGAUUGGCUGUCGCCUUGGCGUGCGGCUUUCAAUAAAGCUUUGUAAAGAAUCCCGCCGCACGCACUCUU
This is a messenger RNA of Sorex fumeus (smoky shrew), 2125 nucleotides long. RefSeq names its product protein kinase AMP-activated non-catalytic subunit beta 1 (gene PRKAB1). Gene Ontology annotation, cellular component: nucleotide-activated protein kinase complex; cytoplasm; nucleus. Gene Ontology annotation, biological process: signal transduction. The transcript is spliced from 7 exons. Gene Ontology annotation, molecular function: protein kinase binding. NCBI's taxonomy places the organism in Eukaryota, Metazoa, Chordata, Mammalia, Eulipotyphla, Soricidae. Bases 135 to 950 code for a protein of 271 amino acids. The record is from RefSeq and is a predicted model, not a curated record.